Molecule: messenger RNA, 207 nt
Organism: Salvelinus sp. IW2-2015
Lineage: Eukaryota; Metazoa; Chordata; Actinopteri; Salmoniformes; Salmonidae
Source: RefSeq, a predicted model, not a curated record
ACUGAGUCUGAGGUGCUAAAGGAGCUCCUGAAACUUAACCCCCAAAAAACAUCUGGGACACAAGAGACACCAACACAAGAGACACAAGCGACACCAACACAAGAGGCACCAACACAAGAGACACAAGAGACACCAACACAAGAGACACCAACACAAGAGACACAAGAGACACCAACACAAGAGACAACAACACAAGAGACACAAUAG